AUGCCGGCCCAGAAGAAACGUAUCAGGAAUCAACAAUCUGCAGAACUAUCUCCCAAACCGCAAGCGCGAAAACGAAGCAAAACCUCAGUUUCCUUGAAGGAGCAGCUUUCACAACUUCAGGAUCAGGUGAAAGCACUCUCCGAAAAACGAAGCCUCCACGACACAGAAAUUCCUGCCACCGUAUCUUACGAUGUAAUGAGGAUGGCGGACUCUGAUCGAUCCUCCAAGGAUAUUUCGCCAUCUAUGUGGGAUACUUCAGAGAACGAUGCUUUUGACAACCGCUCGGUUGGCAGUUUUGUCUCGUAUCAAGAUCUUCCGAGUCCUUUGAAGGAACCGGUGGAGCCGGAUAUGCUCGGCGUCACCACCCCCUCACUCAACAGCCUACCCAUCGGGUCUCAGCUCAAUGCGCUCAGAAGUAUGCGCCGAUCUAGCACUCUUAGCGAGCUUGAGGGUAUCUCUCAAUCUGCGCUAGCCACGGUCACUUUGCCAGAGCCGCAAGUCCUUUGGGAACUUGUCAGCGUGUUCUUCCAAGAAUUUGAAUCCUAUUUUCCAUGCCUGAACCAGACCAUCAUUUAUGAUCGAUUGUCUAUGGUUCUAUCACUCCAUAGAUAUGACGCAGAGAACCAUCGAGUUGUGAUAGGACCUGAUAGUUGCAAGAUCAUCGCUCUCCUUUUGAAUAUGCUAGCGUAUGCCGAGUCUCUCACCCGCCCUAUUGAGUCCUGCAAGCCGCGACCGAUCUCGCAAAGUUACUUGCAGGGGCUCAAAUUGAUGCAACACUUCAAUCAACUCCACGAUGCGGACCUUGAAACCGUCAUUUACCACAUUACUUCAUCUGCCUUUCUCCUCGAAAUGUCAAUGCAUCACAUGUCUUUACAGAGCAUCACACAGGGAUUUCAAAUUGCGCUCAAAAUCGGACUCAAUAACCAAGCCCUAUGGCCCAGUGACGAUUGUGAACUGGUUUCUCGCCAGGGACUUUGGUGGACACUUUAUUUCCUUGACAAGCGCAUUACCCAGAAAUGUGGUAUUACGUACUUUCUACGUGAGGAUGAAAGUGCCGUUAACGACUUCAGCAAAGUCCACAGUGAUAUAGGCUCAAGCAAGUACGAAGUCCUGCAGAGCUUAAUCUCAUUUAGUCGCCUGUGGGCUCAUAUUUGGGAUGGUUUCUUUUCACCCCAAGCUCCAAAGGCCGAUGACUGGGAGGAGUCGCAGAUGAUGGAUACCCGGAUUGUUCUUUCCUAUCGGCAAAUACCUUCAAGUCUUCACUGGAAAUCUUCUAUGGUCGCAGAGUAUAUGUGCGUUGAAGGGGCAGCACAUAUUCGCCAGAGACUGAUCGGAUUCUUGCGAUUCCAAUCCCUCCGUCUGAGUAUCCGUCAUAAGGCUCUGACGUCUAAAGAGCAUGACAUCGAACGCCGUAAAACAUCAGUUUCAAUAUGCGAAGCAAUCAUAGAAGCAAUUCGAAGCUACAUGAUCACAACCACCUCUUUGAAGCCAUCCGGGUACAUUUUGACUACCGCAUUAGUCGAGAGUCUAUACCACCUCAUUCCAGAAGAGUGCCACUCAACCCCCGUGGUUUCAAACGAGCUUCUGAAGGGAAUGAUUUACGGUGCUAGCCAACUUCUUCAGACACUAUCCAAAUCAGUCGCAACGGCAUCCAAGGUAUACCAAUAUUUACAGGAUCUUCUGCCUUCCGACAAUGCGUUUAAACCACCAGAAGAGUUCUCAGUAUCUCCACCACGUGAAAAUUCAGUCGAUCAGAGUAUGCCACUGGACUGUUCUGCCGAUCUGGACAUAUUCUCUCAGACCUUUUGGAAAACCUUCAUGGAUCGGUCGGAACAAGAUAGAAGCCCAGCAGUACAGACGCAUUCAGAAUCAAAGAGCCAGAGCUUUAUGCCUGGCUCUAUGAUGAUGGCUGAAAGCUUACCGACUGAAGGUCUACCUUUCAGACUGGACGAACUACAAUUUCAAUUUUUGAUGGGCAUGGACCCUGAAGAAAUGGCGUUCGAGGCUCCACUUUCUCUAGAUUGUUCCACAACUGACUUCAGAGGGGAUCUUUUGUAA
This is a messenger RNA of Penicillium pulvis, 2058 nucleotides long. RefSeq lists its product as uncharacterized. NCBI's taxonomy places the organism in Eukaryota, Fungi, Ascomycota, Eurotiomycetes, Eurotiales, Aspergillaceae. The transcript is spliced from 3 exons. Bases 1 to 2058 code for a protein of 685 amino acids. The record is from RefSeq and is a predicted model, not a curated record.